Electrophorus electricus (electric eel) is the source of this 1627-nucleotide messenger RNA. It is a transcript of the gene msx1b, whose product is annotated as muscle segment homeobox 1b. Gene Ontology annotation, cellular component: nucleus. Gene Ontology annotation, biological process: embryonic morphogenesis; regulation of transcription by RNA polymerase II. The record is from RefSeq and is a predicted model, not a curated record. Gene Ontology annotation, molecular function: DNA-binding transcription factor activity, RNA polymerase II-specific; RNA polymerase II transcription regulatory region sequence-specific DNA binding. NCBI's taxonomy places the organism in Eukaryota, Metazoa, Chordata, Actinopteri, Gymnotiformes, Gymnotidae.
ACUAGGAAGGAGUACGGCAUCUGAGGCAGCCUACAUGUUUAAAGGCGCUCACUCGGACGCCCUAGGAGCCCACGAUGAAUUCUCCUAAGGCAGCGAUUUCUACGGAAACUUCAGCACGCGAUAAAACGGACGCAGAGAGUGAGGACAGUAAACCAAAAGCGACUGUGGUUGACAUGGAAGCUAAAAACAAGGCGAAUUGCCACCCGUUCAGCGUUGAGUCGCUGAUCUCAAAGAAGACGUCCUGCAGGACUGCGUACUCUCCACCGGAGCGAGUGCCUUGUCCUGAGCAACUGGGGCAAUAUCCUCAGAGGAAUUACUUCGCCCAGAAAAGUAAAGUUUCAUCUGAAGAUUUUCCCAGUGUGUCGGACAGCUUGAACGACGAGAGUGAAGACUCAAGCGACAAGGAACAGAGCACUUGGCUAAAGAGCCCCUCCUUCUCAUCUUCACCAAGACACUCCAGUCCAACACAAUGCAACUUGCGCAAACAUAAGAACAACAGAAAACCUCGUACGCCCUUUACGACGUCACAGCUGCUGUCUCUCGAGCGAAAGUUCCGUCAGAAGCAGUACCUCUCCAUUGCGGAGCGAGCCGAGUUCUCCAACGCUCUCAACCUCACUGAGACACAAGUCAAGAUCUGGUUCCAAAACAGAAGAGCUAAGGCCAAGAGACUCCAGGAAGCCGAGCUGGAAAAACUGAAGCUAGCGUCAAAACCCAUGCUACCAACCUUUGCGUUACCGUUUCCCCUUGGAGCGCAUAUGGGUCCUUCCAUGUACGGAACACCAACCUCUAUUCCACGACCGAACAUAGCGAUGCCCGGACUAUUUAGUGGACCUUACGGAAUGUAUUAUCUGUCCUAAAAGGUGUGCGACGAUUUCAUCGACGAAAAGCCUCUCAUUUUCACCUUAUUGUGCAAAUAUUUACAUUGCAAUAACUUUGACAAAAAAGUAAAUCAUUUCAAUACCUCUAAUCAGUGCCACGUGCACAUUAUUCUAGUGUUCUUGCGUCGGAUUAUGGUUGUUCUUAAGCAAUCUCAAGUUUCUGUUUUGACAUUUUCGCACUCACCAAUGAUUAAUUUCCACGUAGCCUUAAAAAUAUCGCAGAUGUCGCACAAAUCAAUGCACCCCACAUUAGGUUUGAGUGUGUGUUUGUGUGAUGGAUAUAUUCGUGCUCUUGUGGAGCAGAGUGAUGUGGGUUAUUUCAAGAAUAUUGCAAUGUAAAACUCUGGGGUUGUCCAUCAUGUGACAAAAGUACUUACUGGCCUUAUCUAAAAAGUGCCUUGAAAGACCAAAUAUUUAUUAGUCAAUAAAGAUUAUUCUUUUAAACAUUAAGUUCUCUUUUUUAAUCUUCGCCCUUCAUUUUUCUCGACAUAGCCUUGCCUGUUAUAGUUGGAACCUAGCAGAAGUCCCGCAGACUAUUAUGUAGCAUUAAUGGUAAUAGACGAGUUGUCGUAGUAUGCCAGAUUUUUAAAAAGAUCAAUGUACCACAGCCUAUUUUCACGUUUCAUUUUUUCUUUUAGUAAAAGACUGGUAUAUAUUUAAGGAAUAAUUUUGUUUUAGAUCAAAAACAUUCUUGGAAGUUGCAUUUUCUUUUUAUUUUCAUUGGUUUCUACAUUUCCUUUCACCCAUUA